Molecule: messenger RNA, 741 nt
Organism: Trichobilharzia szidati
Lineage: Eukaryota; Metazoa; Platyhelminthes; Trematoda; Strigeidida; Schistosomatidae
Source: the annotation of a GenBank genome assembly
CAAUCAUAUGCAAUCAUAAGAAUAAAACACGGUCAGCAGUGGACGCAAUAAUUUGUCUUUAUUAUUUUUUUCAAAUUAUUUUCUAUUGAACUCUUGGGCAGCCCAAUGGGCGUUAUUGUUUAAUACUUCAAUUUGGGCAAAGUUAUUAUUAUUGUUAUUUAAAAUCAUAGUGUAUUGGGAGAAUUGUUUCUUCACUCUUGUGUUGACAUAAGGCAUAUUGCUAUAGAUACAUUUACAACAUUGGACAAUAAAUACGCUUUGUGAGUGCACGUACACACACACUCACACAUACACUGACUCACAUACACAGAGAGAAGCACACUGAAAUGAUAUUCUGUCAUGUGUUUGCAUGAUUCAACUCAAAUGAUGAUAUCGACUUCGAUGACAACAAAUACAACUGGUGCUUCUUGUUCCUCUACGACAACGACGACGCUUACGACGACGCCUAUGCCUAUUCCUACUUCUAAUACUAGUACUGAUAUGCUUCCGCCUAAAACUCCACAAUCCGCAACAAAUUCAUCACAUCAGACAAAUCUAUAUCACCAGCAUCACCACCAACAUCAACAUCAACACCAUCACCAAACAGAAAAUUCCCUUCCAGGUGAUGAUGAUGAUGAUACUGCAAUCAGUUUAGAUGGUACUUGUUACGGCGCUAAUCUUAACGAGGAUUCUAUGAUGAUCUUGUCACAAUCAAUUGAUUCUAUACAUACAGUUGGAACUAAUAAUGGGGAAGGGAAUGAG